This is a messenger RNA of Vollenhovia emeryi, 782 nucleotides long. Its product is annotated as peptidoglycan-recognition protein SC2-like. Bases 29 to 763 code for a protein of 244 amino acids. Gene Ontology annotation, molecular function: zinc ion binding; N-acetylmuramoyl-L-alanine amidase activity. The transcript is spliced from 4 exons. The record is from RefSeq and is a predicted model, not a curated record. NCBI's taxonomy places the organism in Eukaryota, Metazoa, Arthropoda, Insecta, Hymenoptera, Formicidae. Gene Ontology annotation, biological process: peptidoglycan catabolic process.
UUCGGCUCGGAAACUACGUCAACUGUGCAUGUACAUACAUGGAUGCACGUACAUAUCUGUCAUAGGCCAUAUGGUCAAAGAUCAUGUCCCGAGAACAACAUCUUGGAUUAAAAGUGCUUUGGUAUAUAUUGUACGCCAAGUCGCGUGCAGCAUCAGUAUCGUUUUGCUAGUCAAAAUGUACAUCGCGACGAGGACAACAUUAAUCUUCGCGACGGUCUACGUGACACUCAUCCUCCAGGAGGCUGCUGCCAAUGACCCAAACAUCAUUUCUAGAUCACAAUGGGGCGCUAGAGCACCGAAAUCGCAAGCUGGUAAUCUAAAAUUAAAUCCAGCGCCUUACGUGAUUAUUCAUCAUUCGACUGGAUCCGGUUGCGAAUCACAAGCUCUGUGCCAGUUAAAAGUGAGACAAUUCCAGAAUGAUCACAUGAAUCGAAGAGGAUGGGACGAUAUUGGCUACAAUUUUCUAGUCGGUGAAGACGGAAACGUUUACGAGGGUCGCGGGUGGGGCAAGCGAGGCGCUCAUUCUGUACCUUUCAAUAGGAAGAGCAUUGGAAUUUGCAUUAUCGGAGAUUACAAAAACCGAACACCAAAUGCAGCGGCGGUACAGGCGGUAGCCAACUUAAUCGCUCAUGGAGUAGCCAACGGCAAAAUAAAGAGUGAUUACAAGCUUCUUGGGCAUCGACAAACCUGGGCAACCGUAUGUCCCGGAGACAGUCUUUAUACAAUGAUAAAAUCGUGGUCUAAUUGGUCGGAAAGUGAAUAAACUAAAUAUAUUAUUUGUA